AUGAUUUUUCAUCUCACUACUCUAUUAACUUUCUCCACUCUAUCUCUUGUCUCAUCACAAAUACUAGAAUGUCCGCAUGGCUGGCAAGAAUUUAGUGGCACUGCUUCAUGCUACAGAUUUAUUCGUUUCCCAAAAGAAACCUAUAACGAUGCUGUUGCUCGCUGUCCGACUGAUCUCUUGAGUGUUGAAUCCUUUCCCGAACAUUUAUUCAUCCAAGAUUGGUUAAAUGCAAAUGAUCCUUCUUCACAACUCUGGUUGACAAGUGGCAGACGAAACGGACCGUUUUGGCAGUGGGUGAAAAGAACCGGUAUAUCAAAUCUUCAAUUUGAUCAGGGCUGGUUACCAAACACUCAAGCGGAAAUACAAUUACGACUAUUUAUCGUCUACGCUUAUCAAAGUAGUCAAUGGGGUUGGUUACCAUAUGAUCUAACAUUGGCAGAUGUUGUACCAUACAUUUGUGAAGUGCCAAUUCGAGAUACAUAUAGUAUCAUGGAUAAUUAUCGUAGCAUUGAAUAUGGUUUACCGUCGAAUAUUGAACAGCAGUUCGUUCCUCGCGCACCGAAAUUUUUUGAACAACCACAGGAUCAAGAGUUCGGACGAAUCGAUCAAAUAACAUUGGGCAGUGGUAGUACAUUUGGUAUCAGUAAAUUAUCCAUAUCGAUUGUAGUUACACUGACAUGUCGGGCUGAUGCAUAUCCAGUGGCUGAUUAUUAUUGGUUUCGUAUGACGACAGGUGUGAUUUCUGAGGCUGUUCUCAUCAAUUUAAACGAUCCGCGUUAUUUCCAACAUGGUGGAAAUAUAUUGAUUAAUAAUCCGACGAAUGAAGAUAGUGGAACUUAUUUUUGUAAAGCAAGUAAUUAUUUUGGCACAGCGAUUAGUAAUCGCGUUUAUCUACGUGAAAUAACCGUUGGACAAUUUGAAAAACGUGAACGACCAAAAGUUAUUGCCGAUGGUCAUCGUGAUGCUGUGAUUGAUUGUUUAUACAAGAAUUCCAAUACAGGAGAUUUGAAUUAUGCUUGGUUCAAAGGUUCAAUUAAUCAAAAAGUUCAACAAUCUGCCGAACGGUUUAUUUCUCGGAAUGGAAAUUUAUAUUUUUCACGUGUUACUGAUGGUGACUCCGGCAAAUAUUACUGUGCCGUCCAAGCAGAAAAUACACGUCUCCGUUAUUUACCAUCUCAAACGAGUGAAGGUACAGAACUCGAUGUUCGUUCCACAUUCGGUCAAGAGCGUAGUCCACGUAUCUUUCCAAACUUUCCUCAUGUUUUUCCCACCACACAUCUACCUCGAUUGGGUGAGAAUGCCACGAUCGAAUGUAUUGCUGAAGGCUACCCCGUUCCGACUUAUCGUUGGUUUCGCGAAGAUGAAGCUGGAAAUAUUUUUCCAUUACAAUCGAAAAUAAUCUUGAAUAAUUUCAAUCGCGAACUGAUUAUUCCGAACUUACAGCGUGAUGAUAUGGGUCUAUAUCGUUGUGAAGUUUCGAAUACACGAGCUGUUAUUUUUCAAUCUGUUUCUUUACAAAUCCAAAUCGAUCCGGUAUUUGUCGUGCCACUCGAAGAUCAAAUUCUUGACGUGGGAACAGUUUUACAAUUCUAUUGCGAAGCGUAUACAAAUGAAAUGGAACUCUUACGUUAUUCAUGGUUUAUCAAUGGAACUGAAAUCUUCUGGGAACGACUAACCUUCGUUCAACAACAGCGACUAACAAUAAGUAAUAAUAUUUUAAUCAUCUCAAAUGUUCAACCCUUCGAUAACGGAAUUUAUCAAUGUGCAGCAACAAAUACUCAAAAUAAUAUUCAACGUUUCAGUGCAGCCGAAGUUCGUGUUAUCACAUUGGCGCCGACAUUCGGUAAACAUACCAUGUUGUCAACAUUACGAUCGAAUGUUGGUGGUCUCGUAACUAUUAUUUGUCAUCCAGAAGGUGCACCUCAACCACAAGUACAAUGGUAUAAAGAUACUAUGCCAUUGAAUCUUGGAAGUAAUGCUCAAGUGUUUCCAAAUGGAAAUUUAGUGAUUACAAAUGUUCAAUUAAUGGAUGCCGGUAAUUAUACCUGUAUGGCAACAAACAUAUAUGGUGUUGCACAACAGAGUACGUAUGUUUAUGUAAUGCCUGAGGGUACAACGAUCAUCUCGACGCCAGGUGGACGAGAUGUGAUACUUAAUCAAACAAUCAUCAUCCCAUGCGAGGCUCGCUCAAUGAACCAAAUGGAUUUAACGUAUUAUUGGCGUUUUAAUAAUGAAAUUUUAACUAUUGAUAAUAAACGCUUUCGACAAGAUAAUCCUGAUCGUCCUGGUGAUUUACGUGUUGUCCAAGCUCAAUAUAGUAAUGCUGGUCGUUACACAUGUGUAGCACAAACAACUGUAGAUGAACAAAGUUCGUCCUAUCAAUUGAAUGUCUUCGGACCACCUGGCCCCAUAGCUGGAGUUCGUUGUAGUCAACCAUUUCAACGACAAGUAACACUAUCUUGGGUUGUCGGCAAUGAACAUGGUGCACCGAUUUUGCACUAUACCAUCGAAUCUUUGUCGAAUCGUCGAUCUUGGUGGGUAUUUCAUGGAAAUUUUAGUAUACCGUUAACUGCAACCAAGUAUAUGUCAAUGACAUUGACUGGCUUGUCAGCAUUCACAGACUAUCGUUUUCGUAUCUUUGGCACGAAUAUCUAUGGUUCGGGUGAACUAUCAGAAAUUUCAUCACCGUGUGUCACUCAGCCGGAUAUUCCUGGUUUGGCACCUGUUGGAUUGGGUGGUGGUGGAGGUAAAAUUGGUGAUUUACGCGUUACUUGGGAGCCAUUGCCAAUGGAUUUUUGGAAUGGACCUAAUCUGACAUAUCGAAUUUACGCACAAAAGCAAGGAGAAAAUCGACAACAAGUGUAUACAGUGCUUGAUCCACUUCGAAACUUUUUUAUUACUCAUCUGUCUGAUAAAUUGUACUAUUUUCCAUACAAUGUUCGUAUUUCUGCUGUGAAUGCUCUCGGCGAAGGUCCCAUAUCUCCUAAUGUAACGAUUCGAUCUGCUGAAGAUCGUCCGUCACGUCAAGUACUCAAUGUCAAAUGCAAUCCAUACAAUAGUACAGCAAUGACUGUCACUUGGGAUAUGGUCGAUGAGAAUGAUUACAAAGUCCUACGAGGUCGUUUACUCGGUUACAACGUACGCUAUUGGCGUGUUGGUCUUGAUGAACUUGAGAAUUAUUGGGAACGUCGUUUUCCUGGUCAGCGUUCUCGUGCGACUAUUAUCGGUCUUGAAUCGAAUGUCGAGUAUAACGUCCGUGUCUCUGUCUAUACUCAAUUUGGUGAUAGUCCCGAAAGUAGUAUAUAUUCCCAUCGAACAUUUCGUUUACCACCAUUAUUGCCGCCACAAUACAUCUCCAUUCGACAACCUCGACGUGCGAAAGACCAGCGUGUACGAUUGUUUGGUAAUGUUUAUAUGUAUAAACUUGAAGUCGAAUGGCGAGGAAUAUUUACUUCGUCAGAUGAAGAACCUUUGGAAGGUUAUAUGGUCAAAGUUUGGGAACACUAUCAAACGAUUCGUAAUGCGUCGAUUUACUAUGUCGAUGGAUCACGGUAUAAAGUAAUUAUUGAUAAUUUAUAUGUCAAUCGAAAUUAUAAAUUACGAGUGCAAGCUUGGUCACUUGGUGGCGAAGGCAAAUAUUCGUCACCAGAAAAAGAAUUUCGAUUUGACAGUGACGGGCGUUUAUUAAUUCUCUAUAAUCCCGAUACAAGUCUUCUCUAUCAUAACAGUGUUUCAAAGCAAUAUCCAUCUUCAGUAAUAUGGUUUAUUUUUGUCAUAGUUUACACUAUUUAUCACGACAAAUAG
Messenger RNA from Adineta ricciae, 3804 nucleotides. The record is from the annotation of a GenBank genome assembly. NCBI's taxonomy places the organism in Eukaryota, Metazoa, Rotifera, Eurotatoria, Adinetida, Adinetidae.